This is a messenger RNA of Scedosporium apiospermum, 3894 nucleotides long. RefSeq lists its product as uncharacterized. Gene Ontology annotation, molecular function: phosphatidylcholine lysophospholipase A1 activity. The transcript is spliced from 5 exons. The record is from RefSeq and is a predicted model, not a curated record. Lineage: Eukaryota; Fungi; Ascomycota; Sordariomycetes; Microascales; Microascaceae. Bases 1 to 3894 code for a protein of 1297 amino acids.
AUGGUUUCCUCCAAGGCAUGGAGCGCCUUCGCCACGGCGCUCCUGGCCGGCUUUCUUCCCUCGGCGCAUGCGAUGCCGAAUCUUCGAAUCAUGCCCCUCGGUGAUUCCAUCACGAAAGGAAGUCUUUCAUCCGGAACCGUCGGAUACCGAGGUCCCCUACGUCAAAAGCUCUUGAACUUGGGACUGAACGAGGACAUCUCGGUCGACAUGAUUGGUUCGAUGCGUGAUGGCAACAUGGCUGAUGACGAUCACGAGGGUCAUAGUGGCAAGAUGUUGGCCGACAUCAACGAGUAUUGGAAGUUGUCUAUUGCAGCGAGGCCUAAUGUCAUUCUUGUGCACGCCGGAACGAACAACAUGGAUAAGAAUAUCGAUCUCGACAUUGCUCCCAACAUUAUGGCCAGUAUCAUUGAUGGCCUCUUUGAGCACGCGCCUGAUGCCACCGUCUUGGUUGCUCCGGUUAUAUGGGCCAACAAUCCCAGGAUGCAAGUCAACACCGAUCGCUUCAACCCCCAGGUCGAGGCCCUCAUUGAAUCAAGGCAAAAGCAAGGCAAGCAUAUCCUCGCCGUGCACAUUGACAUUAAUGUCAGUGAUCUAAAGGACGACAAACACCCCAACGAUAAGGGCUACAAUAAAAUGGCCGAUGCUUGGCUGCAGUCCAUUCUUGAGGCCGACCUUCGGGGAUGGUUGAAGGAGCCCGUGAAGCGCAGCUGGAAAGACGUUCCUGGUGCGGGACUCGGCAUCCACUCGGAGCGGGAGGAGUCAGGCAUGUCCGAUUCUCCAGGUCCCAAGGGCAGAGUCUGGGAAAAGGCAGGGCGAAUUUUCGAAGGAUUCCGGACAUGGGAAGAUCUCGGAACCAUCCGAGGUGCAGUUGAAAACGGAUCUCGCGACAAGGUGAGACUUGCUGACCUGAACGGCGAUGGCAAGACUGAUUACAUCAUUGCCGACGAUGACGGAACUGUCCGCGCCUGGCUUAACAACGGUGGAGGCGCGUGGACUAGUAUCGGCAAGAUUAACCCGGAUUGGAAAUCGCUGAAAAUCAAGGGUGACAUGGUCCGCUUCGCUGAUGUCGACAAUGACGGAAAAGCAGACCUUAUUGCUCUUUACGAAGACGAUGGUGCCGCCCGCGUCUGGAAGAAUGUGGACAAUGGCAAGAAAUUCGAAAAGCUAGACGAGAAGUGGGCCACGGGUUUGGCUCCCGGCCACAAGGUGAGCUUUGAGGAUAUUGAUGGUGAUGGGUAUGCCGAUUACUGUGUUGUGUGGGACGGUGGUGCCGUUCUCUGGGCACGCAAUAACCACAACAAUGGAAAAGAUGGCACCAUGAACAAUUGGGACAGGGGUAAGACGAUUGCGACGGGUCCUAGAGGUGUGCCAGACAAGCGGGCGAGAAUAGUUGAUCUCGAUGGCGACGGCAAAGCAGAUUACCUGGUUGUGUAUGAAGGUGGCGCUGUAGCCAUGUGGCGAAACGUUUUCGGCGAGGGCCGCAGCAACGACUGGGAAGACCUCGGCAUCGUUGCAGCCGGUGUCCGCGGAGUCACCGGACCCAUGAUCCGAUUCGGCGACAUGGAUGGCGACGGCAUGACCGAUUUCCUUGCCGUCAACGACGAUGGAAGUAUCCGCAUGUUUAGAAACUUGGGAAUUGUCGGCAGCGAAGACAACAAGGGCGUAAGCAUGCGCUUCGCUGAUCUUACAGGCGAUGGAAAAGCAGAUAUCAUCUCCGUCGACGGUAACGGUCGCGCACGUGCUUGGAUCAACCAAGGUCUAGGGUUCUGGGAUUCUAUUGGCGAGAUUGCAACUGGCUUUCCGGAUCAGGAUCUCUCGGCCUCACGUAUCGAGUUUGCUGAUGUCAAUGGCGAUGGUAAGGCCGACUACCUUAUCAUUUAUGGUGGUGGUGCUGUCAAGGCGUACCUCAACAACGGUAAUCUCCCGAGCAUGCCUGAGGGUAAGCGAAUCUGGCAAGAAGGCUUCGAAAUCUCACCUGGUGUCGGCGAGCCCGGCCGAAAGGUGCAUUUUGCUGAUCUCAACGGCGACGGAUAUGACGAUUUCCUCAUCAUCUACGAUGGUGGUGCUGUCAAGUGCUGGCUCAAUAACAAAAACAUUCCGCCCAAGAACGGUGAACGCAUCUGGAGCGAAGGCGAAGAGAUUGCCACUGGUGUGGGCGAGCCGGGCAGCAAGGUCCGAUUUGCAGAUCUUACUGGUGACGGCAAAGCAGAGUACAUUGUGCAAUACUUGGGCGGCGCAGCCAGGGCCUAUCGAAAUCUGGGUAGAAUCCCCGGUCCCCAGAAGCAGAAAUGGGCCGACAUGGGUCUUGUUGCUCUCGGCGUCAAUCCCCAAGGACCUGUCCGCUACGCAGACAUCAACGGUGACGGAAAAGCCGACUACCUUGUCCGGUUCGGCGACGGCACCGUAAAUGCCUACAUCAACUCCAACAAGUGGGAAUUUGUCGAGGCACCCGAGCCAGGCGGCGACACCAACUUCCCUACGCCGGGUGACGACAGGUCCUGGCGCGAUAUCCCAUGCACUGACGACGCCGCAAACGAUGCUCUCACAGAUGCCGCUGGAAAGUGGAAGGGCGUCAAGGCCGACAAAGCGUGGCAGGAUGCCAUCGCCGGUUGGAAGAAAAACAUCACCGACAAGAACUAUAAAUACGGCUUCCCCGAAUCCAUCGCCAACUUCUUCAACGAGCCUCCAAACAUGGAAUGCGAUGAACUCGCAGAGAAUAACGGUUGCCACGGAGGCACCUAUUUGAAAUGUGAGGAUGACAAGGGAGAAGCCGGCCCAGCCUCCUCGUUUAUUCUAAAUUCUUUCAUGAGACUUGAAUCCUUACUCUGGAACCAAUUUACGUCAGCCGAAAGGGCCAGAAACAACGCCAAGGCCAACAUGGGCGUCUUUGCUUCAACCUUUGCGCCAGUGAAAAAGUCCGACCUACCAAUCAACGUUCUCCUCGACAUUGUAACCAUCGGCUACGCGUCCUUUGCUGCGCCGACUUGGGGAAAAGUAGUCAAGCAAAUGGACUGGGCGCGAAACAACGGCGGCAACUUUGACACGCUCAAGGACUUUACCAACGGCAUGGUGACACAGGGAAUCACGCUGACAAAGGACAUUCUUUCGUCGAGACAAAGCGAUUUUGACACGACCAAAUCUCUCGACUUCCGCGUCAACGCCAUGGUCGAGGUAUACCUCGAUUCCAUUAGUGAUUUUGCCGCCCACGUCUUUAGCGGGAAGGACGAGGGCAUCACGCUCCUAAGCGACAUUAUCGCCGAUGGCAAGAUGAUUUCUGCCGAGUUGGACACUAUUUCCGUCGAUGAGAACGUUGAUGACAUUGAAAAGUCGCUGUACGCUCAGUUGAUUCCGAUGGCGUGGAGGCACUCGAACAGGGACUUGAACCCCUUCUGCAAGGAUGCCCCCAACGACGAAAUCGUCAAGAUGCGCAUGAGCGAGAGUGCGCAGAAAACCGAGAUGGUCUGCGACAAGGCGAACGACCGGGCGUACUAUCUAGUUGCAUCCGAGGACCCCAAUAACAACUGCUGGGAUAGAACCAGCGGUUUCAAUCCCGGAAGAGGGUGCAAAGCGUUCCCGAAAUUGCCAGGCACCGAGGCAUUCGGCAGCAUUUGGGGAAACGUCAAGAGAGAGGACAUUGUUUUCGGGUCUUUGGCGACGUACAAGGCAAAUGGUGGCAAGAAUGUGGACAGGGACACCCAUUGGUACUCGAUGAGUGACGAUGACUGGGAUGGGAUCUUUGAGAGCAUCUUGGACAACGAUAUUCAGGCCCCCUGGGUCUUUAAUCUUCCUAUUUGUACCAUGACGGAUGCUGUCACGAUUUCUCUUGCCUAUCGAAGCAGUGGAAGGAAGUAUCACUUCCCCUGUCCUUUGAGGAUUGGCGACGAAACACCAUGA